UUGUUCCUUCAAGUGUCACAACUGAUAACGCUAAGCAUUUUAUAAUUACUUGAUCUUCUCAUGUAAACCUUAGAAAAUGUUUAACGGUUCUUUGGCGAACAUUAUAAGAGAUGGGUGUAAAAGUUGAAAAUGUUGGUAAAAUUUAUAAGAAAGUUCCACCAGAAGGUGGAUGGGGGUACAUUGUUGGAGGCGCUGUUAGUUUAAUGUUUAUGGUUACAAUUGUUCCUACUACAGUUUUUGGGAUGGUUUACGGAGAAUUUUUAGCUGGUUUAGGAGACGAAACUGGCGCAACCACAUUAAUAAAUGGGGUUUUUAACACAGUCCUAUGUUUUACAGGACUACCAGUAAAUCAUCUCCUUCAAAAAUACACUUACCGCAAAGUUGGUUUAAUGGGAGCUGGAAUCUAUUUCAUAGGAACCUUAGGAAACGUUUUCGUAACAAAUCUCUCACAAAUGCUUCUAUCUUUCGGAGUGUUCCAAGGACUCGGAUUCGGUUUGAUGAUGCCCGCUGUCUUUUCCGCAUUCAAUUCAUACUUCGAUAAACGCCAAAACGUCGUUAUGGGUGCUUGUCAGGCUUUAAUCGUCGUAGUCAGUAUAGGUUGGCCGAUUUUAACUAAAAUGAUGAUGGAAGAAUACGGUUUUCGUGGAACAGCCGCGAUUUUUUCAGCUUUAAGUUUACACGGAUUCGUGGCUAUGAUGGUUUUGCAACCGGUUUCGUGGCACAUGAAAAAAGAGGUUGUAGAUCCCGUUGAAAUGAUCGAGGAAGAAUUAACCGCAGAGAAUCGUUUAAUGGACGAGGGCCAUAAUAAAAAUGAGAAUCGAAAAGGAAAAAGACCCUCUGUGGCUAGUUUAAAUGGUUAUGCUUGUUCGUUGCAAAAUGUUAAUAAGGAAUCUCAAACUGAUGAGGAUCUUGGGAUAUGGAAAAGAAUUUCGAAAUCUUUGGAUUUAGAACUUUUUAAAGAAUCGAGAUAUGUCAACAUAGCGUUUGGUUUGUCAUUAGGAAUGACUUCGGAUUUAGCUUUUAUCUCGAUAUAUCCAUUACUUUUAAUAAGUUAUGGUUUUAAUCAUUCGGAAGUAACGACUUUAUUCACUAUUUAUUUCACCGCUGAUUUAGUGAGCAGAAUUGCUUUAUCGGUCGUUAGUGGAGUUUUUAAAAUUUGGAACCGUUAUGUUUUCCUUCUUGGCGCAUUGUUAUCAGCUAUUUUUCGGGUGGUGUUCGUUUUAAACAAUUCUUUCAUUUGGAUCGCAACCACAACGGCUAUUUUGGGAUUUUUAAGAUGUUUCAUCCAAACGCCGUUACCUUUGGUUGUUGCAGAACAAUAUGGUGCAAGAUUUCCAACAGCUUUUUCGUUGUAUAUGGUCGUUUGUGGCGUUGUUGCUUUAGCUGUUGGAGUUUUAUCCGGAGUUAUUAAGAAUUUAACCCAAAGUAACACAAUGGUGGUUCAUUUAUUAACGGUUGUUUAUUUAUUUUGCGCCAUCCCCUGGAUAAUCGAGAUUAUAAUUACGAAAUUAAAGAAAAAAAAUGAUUUGUGAUGUGUUUUUUAUACUUAAAAAUAAAAUAUGGAAAAUUUUCUUGUAUAA
Messenger RNA from Onthophagus taurus, 1580 nucleotides. RefSeq names its product monocarboxylate transporter 1. Gene Ontology annotation, biological process: transmembrane transport; monocarboxylic acid transport. The record is from RefSeq and is a predicted model, not a curated record. Gene Ontology annotation, molecular function: monocarboxylic acid transmembrane transporter activity. Lineage: Eukaryota; Metazoa; Arthropoda; Insecta; Coleoptera; Scarabaeidae.